CAGCCACGGAAGCACCAGCCCCCUUCCUUUAUCAUGAACACAAAACAAACUAUAUUCAUUCAUUUUGCCUGACUUAAAGCCAUGCCACUACUAUCGUUGCCCUACAGUGCAAUUCCAAACAAUGCACGCGACGGUUAUAGCAUUGAGUGUUGCUCUUAUUCAAGUUCGAAACAUUUUUAAUAGAUAAACAAAAAGUCUAGAAAACAUAUCGACUUUUUCAGAGAUUUGACGGCAACAAAAAAAAAAAAAGCUCAUCAAGUUUAUAAUUGUUGUCUCUUUUAUUUUUGGGUGUAUUUUUGCUCAUAAAAACUCUUAAAUAAAAAAACUAGAUAUACAACUAAUGUCCGGAAUGGGUUGUCGUUGUGUAACAAUUCGCGAAGAAUUUGCCACACGUAUGUCGUCGCCCUCAAAGAUCAGAAGUAGCAGCGCUAGCCGCCGCAGCGGCAGCAGCAGCCGUACGCCAAAGGUUAUCGCGUUCGGUAAUGUUUUAUUGGAUGCAACGGUCCAGCUUAAUGAUCUGGAUAUUCUUAAACGUUAUAAAUUGUCGUUGGAUGCAAAAGGCGAAAUCGAUAUCGGAACUUUGACAAAAAUAUCGGAGGAAAUUUGUGGCAGCUUGAUGGCACCAGUGAACUGUGGUGGUUCCGCUCUUAACACAACACGCAUAUUAAAACAGCUAGGGACUGAGUGCUUAUUCUUUGGGGCCGUUGGCGGAGAUCCACUGGCGGACUUACUCAAGGGUAUCCUCAAUAAGACGGGUGUACGUACCAGUUUGGAAGUAAUUCCCGAUGAUUCAACCGGUCAAUGUGUUUGCUUUGUGUACGGACGAAAAAAUGCCCUCUACGCUAAUGUUGGAGCAUCAUCGAAAUUCAGCCUGGAAUACCUCAAACAUGCCGAAGUACAAGAAAACCUAAUGCGCAAAAGUAAAAAGCGUCAAAUUUUCUACAUUGAAGGUUUUUUCCUGCCUCAAAAAACCGACGUAGUCCGUCACAUAGUCCGUAACUAUCUCGGAGAGCAAAAAAUCCUAGUUCUCAAUCUCAGCGCACCUUACAUUAUCGAAGAGAAUUUUGACAUAAUGACGUUCCUAGUGCACAGUGCUCAUGUUGUAUUUGGUAAUCGUGAAGAAUUUACAACCUUGAGCAAGAAAUGUGGCUUCCGCACAAUCGAAGACUUUUCCAAACAAGAACUGACUCAAAAACCAUCGACAGUGUUUGUGAUAACAAAUGAUAAACAAAAUGUCUUGCUCAUACGAAAUAAUGGAACGCGAGAAGCUCCCAUGGUUGUGUUCGAUUCGUUUGCAGUGCCAAUGGUUAAGGUUGUUGAUUCGACUGGCGCUGGAGAUUCAUUUGUAGCUGGAUUUCUGCAUUCGUAUUUGAAAGGAUGUCCUUUAACCAAAUGUAUUCAACAUGCAACGGCGGUAGCUAGUUUAGUUGUUCAACAAGUAGGAUGUAAUUUACCUUAGAAAUUAGAGAGUUUAAGAACUGCACAUCAUUUAAAGUUUUAGUACAAAAUUCUCAAAUUGUUGUUUUCGAGAGAUUUUUUUUAAAGAUUGAAAUAUUUAGGUUCAAAAAUUAGAUUUAAAAUGUAGCUCGAAACAUAGCCCCCCCCCCCCCCCCUUAUUGUUAAAUUUUAUGAAUUUCUUAUCCCCACCUUGAUUGUGUUUAAGGUUUAAUUUUUGUUACUAAUUUUUUAGGUAUAAGUUGCUUCAAUUUUUUUUCAAUAUUCCUAAAAAACUUAUUUAACUUUCUACCAAAUAUUAAAGCGUUCAGCGUAUUCCUUUUUUACUUUAUCAUUGAAAAAUUAAGUUGAUCCUUAAACGCAGUCGAAUAACUUCUCUAAAAUUUCAUCAUAAUUCACGAUAAGGGAAAGAUUUAUUGAAAUCGUUCUUGAAAAUUUAGUUUAAUUUAUUUGCACCAUUUUUUUUAUGAAUA
Molecule: messenger RNA, 1928 nt
Organism: Episyrphus balteatus (marmalade hoverfly)
Lineage: Eukaryota; Metazoa; Arthropoda; Insecta; Diptera; Syrphidae
Gene: Adk3
Product: adenosine kinase
Exons: 3
Coding region: 341-1459 (372 amino acids)
Biological process (GO): purine ribonucleoside salvage
Cellular component (GO): nucleus; cytosol
Molecular function (GO): adenosine kinase activity
Source: RefSeq, a predicted model, not a curated record